This is a messenger RNA of Neohortaea acidophila, 3590 nucleotides long. RefSeq lists its product as uncharacterized. Gene Ontology annotation, cellular component: cytoplasm. The transcript has 4 exons. Lineage: Eukaryota; Fungi; Ascomycota; Dothideomycetes; Mycosphaerellales; Teratosphaeriaceae. The record is from RefSeq and is a predicted model, not a curated record. The coding region runs from base 154 to 3474 and encodes 1106 amino acids. Gene Ontology annotation, molecular function: mRNA binding. Gene Ontology annotation, biological process: post-transcriptional regulation of gene expression.
AUGCAAGAGGAGGCUUGAUGAGGCGCUUCACCACGAACGCCCUCCCCACCUUGGGACCGCCUCCUAGGCAGCAGAGAAGACCGGACACCUUAAUGGUAAGUGCAUUUCCAGACUUGUCAUGCACGGCAGUGUAAGACACCGCGGCGGGCUGGCAUGGUAGUACAUGGAAGAGGCGGCAUGGUCGGUACAGCAAAUGGCGGUGAGACUUUGUGGCCCGGCUGCGAAGUUGGAUUGGGAGGUGGUGUUGUGGUGUUGAGACGCUUUGGUCUGCUCUUGGCUCUACCGCACUGCGAGACCUCUUCGUGCUGCUGUAGAUGGCUGUCUUUGUCCAGGGAAAAGAGGAAGAGAAGGAAUCCCUCGAGUCUUCAUGGCGGACGAAGUUGCAGUGCAAUUGCUAACCUUUUAUCCAAGUCCGGCCUGCAAAGCCAUGUGGCUCCAUCCGAGCGCAGAAUUCGCCACAUCGAGCGCCUGUUGGAACAGCAGCGCCACAUCAAUGCCGAAUUGGAGAAGAUUGAUGAUGAGACUCGGCGUGAAGUCGAGGACGGCCUUCGUCAUGAGCGUGCAGUGUCCGACAUGAUUGCUCAGAGCGAGCCGACAACGCCGCCGGAGUAUCAUGAACCCGUUCGCAACGUGACUACUCGCACAAAUCGCUACUCGGCAGCAAGCUUGACGUCACCACCAGGCAUUCCAGGCAGGCCCAAUCGCUCAAGUACGCGCUUGACAUCCCCUGCAGUCCUCGGAGCCAGGCCCUACUCCUCCACCAACCCCUCGGCACUCCCUUCUCAGUCUGUCCCUGGCUCCCGCCGUCACUCGGACGACGAAGAAGAAGUCGACAUCCUGUACUUUGAUCCUGGCCUUCACCGCUCUGCGGCAAAUCUGAACCGCAACUCCAUGCCCGCACCUUCCUACGACCGCCAGCGCAACAGCAACGCAGCAGAUCUCCGCUCCAGCCUCGGUGCGCUCGAUCAUUCGAGCUUCUUCACUGACGAAGAAGAGCAACCAUCCGCGCUCCCCACCAAACUGGCCACUAACAAGCCCUCUCCACCAGACAUCAAGACCUACCUGCAAGUCCAGCACACUGCAGACGGCUUCCCCAAGCUCAUCCGCCGCAGUGACGAUAGUGAGCUCGUUUCCGGGCCUUCUGCCGCUCUUGACCUCGCUCUAAACCACUUGUCAAACGUGGAGCAGCCGGGUACCGACCGCCUCACGGCUAGCCGUCACCGCAUCUCCCUCCCACCCUCGGCUGUGAGCAGCAACGGCACCAUUGCCCCACUCAACGGCAUCUUGACCAAUUCAAACGACUUCAAAUCUGCAGCUGCCGCCAGCCGUCGCUCUCUCGAAGUCAAAUUCUCCACAGAAACCAAGCGUCCUUCACUCAUGGCUACACCGCCUCGCAGCUCCAUGUCAAACGGCAUGGCCAAGGCUGCCUCUUCUUACUCUACCAACGACAUUCCCACUCUGAAGAGCAUCGAAUCUGAGCACUCUGGUGGCGUCUCCCUCACUUCGACUCAGCCUCAAGCUCGCAACACCGCCGACUCCGCCACCCAAGACCUCAACGGAGCUCACCGUGACCGCACUGCAUCUGACGCCACGGCUCACCCCACUCAGCGUCAGAGCCAGGACUUCGUCAACAUCUUGCAUCACAACCCUGAGAUCUUUGCUACGGCUCAAGCCGCUCUGCAAGGCAACGGUGCUUCCUUCGGCGGCCUUCACUUCUCCGACACCACCAACGGCAUGCCUCCCUUCCAAGCUCCUCACAUGCCCUACGGCCAGUCGCCCUACUAUGGUGGCAUGCAGUCACUCAACAACGGCUUCGGCAACAUGAACCUCACUGGCGGAUACGCUCCGCAAGGCCAGUGGGGAAACCAGCCCUCUCUCUACCAGCCCAACGGCUUCAGUGGCAUGCAGCAAUACCCAUCCAAUGGCCAGGCCAUUCAAGGAGCCGGUCGUUAUGAUGCCAACAAACCCGCCACCCACCCCCGCAAGGCCCAGACUGAUGAGCUCUACGCCAACGUCAGCGUCCCGGGUGUGGCAGGGCAGAUCUACGGACUGUGCAAGGAUCAGCAUGGCUGCCGCUUCUUGCAGCGCAAGCUGGAAGAGAAGAAUGAGCAGGACGUGCAGAUCAUCUUCGAUGAAGUCAAGGAUCACUUCCAAGAGUUGAUGGUCGAUCCCUUCGGCAACUACCUCUGCCAGCGUCUGCUCGAGCACUGCAACAACGAGCAGCGCACCGUCCUGGUCAAGAAUGCCGCGCCCGCCAUGACUCGCAUCGCUCUCAACCAGCAUGGCACUCGCGCUCUUCAGCGCAUGAUCGAGUCCAUCGCCACUCCCGAGCAGACCAACAUGCUCAUCGACGCCUUGCGCUACGACGUUGUCCAGCUCAUCCAAGACCUCAACGGCAACCACGUCAUUCAGAAAUGUCUUAACCACCUCAGCUCGCGGGAUGCUCAAUUCAUCUUCGACGCCGUCAGCGCCAACUGUGUUGUGGUCGGCACGCACCGUCAUGGCUGCUGCGUCGUGCAGCGUUGCGUUGACCAUGCUACCGGACCUCAGAAGGGUGCCAUGGUAGAUGCCGUCAUCGACAAUGCCUUUGCUCUGGUGCAGGAUCCGUUCGGCAACUACGUCGUGCAGUACGUUCUGGAUCUCAACGAGCCCAUGUUCACCGAGCCGCUGUGCCGCAGCUUCGCCGGCAACAUUGCCUUCCUUUCCAAGCAGAAGUUCAGCUCCAACGUCAUCGAGAAGUGCAUCCGCUCUGCCGGCCCCGACACGAGGCGUAUCCUCAUCCACGAGAUCAGCUCGCCUCAGGACAUGGAGAGGCUUCUCCGCGAUUCCUUCGCCAACUACGUCGUGCAGACCGCCAUGGACACUGCCGACGAGGAGCUCAAGGCCAUCAUCGUCGAGAGCCUGCGUCCCAUGAUCCCCGCUAUUCGCAACACUCCCCACGGGCGUCGCAUUCAGAGCAAGAUUCAAGACUACGACAACGGCAACACCGGGCCUCUCAACAAUGCCAACAUCAACAAGUCUGACUCCUCCUCUCAGGCUCACUCGAUCGCUUCUGCUGUUGUGCCCUCUGUUCCCCCUUUCGCCGCCCCUGCCAGCGGUCGUAGCAAUCGCAUGGGCAUGGUUGGUGCGCCGCCCGAAUGGUCUGUCGGGCACGGCUUCACCGGUCCUGCUGUCAAUGGCUUCCACGGUCCUGCUAUGAAUGGCUUCAAUGCUCCGAAUGUCAACGGCUUCCCCGGUCCUGCAAUCAACGGCUUCUCCGGUCAAGCUACGAAUGGCUACCACGGGCCAGCUGCCAACGGCUUCAACGGGCCAGCUGCCAACGGCGGGUAUUCUGGCGGCGACACCGGCUCUUCCGGCGCGCCGCGCAGCCAAGCAUACAACGCCCUUAACGGUUCUCAGAACUACCCUCAGCAGGGCAUGGGCGGCCCAGGCUUCCCCGGCUUCGGUCGUAACCCUCACUACGGCCAAUUCUAAGAUCACCAAAUGCUCCUCAUCAUGACGUCGCAGAUGUCAAGCGCCACCCUCCUUCAUGCCAGUCUCGCAAGAGCUAUGAACUGCAUUCUCCCUAACGGCCACCCCACGACGACAAA